This is a messenger RNA of Bufo gargarizans (Asiatic toad), 4404 nucleotides long. RefSeq names its product zinc finger protein 567-like. Gene Ontology annotation, molecular function: DNA-binding transcription factor activity; RNA polymerase II cis-regulatory region sequence-specific DNA binding. NCBI's taxonomy places the organism in Eukaryota, Metazoa, Chordata, Amphibia, Anura, Bufonidae. Gene Ontology annotation, biological process: regulation of transcription by RNA polymerase II. The record is from RefSeq and is a predicted model, not a curated record. Bases 1 to 1605 code for a protein of 534 amino acids. The transcript has 2 exons.
AUGGACCGCUGGGUCCUAACCACGAUCCUCGGUUUGCCACAUAGAGUUAGUGAAUUUGCCGCGCCACUUACCUUCCCCCCACCCUCAAGUCCUCUCCGUAGUCGCCCAACGUUGCAUAGACAGGGAACUGUCGGACCUCUUCUCAAAAGAGGCGAUCGAACGGGCUCCAGACCCACACUCAGCAACAUCUUCCUGGUACAGAAGAAAGGAGGUCAGAUGCAACCCGUCAUCAACCUCCGACCUUUAAACAGGUUUGUCCGCUAUCGUCACUUCAAAAUGGAUGGCAUCCACCUCCUCAGAGACCUCCUGUUACGCGGGGAUUGGAUGGUGAAGCUCGACCUCAAGGACGCAUACCUCACGGUUCCGGUCGCGGAGUCCUCCAGAGACCUCCUUCGCUUCCGUUGGAAAUGGGAGAUUGGGCGCUUCACAUGCUUGCCUUUCGGCCUUUCUUCUGCCCUGUGGUGCUUCACCAAGUUGCUACGCCCAGCUAUGGCAUGGCUCCGCAAGGAGUUAUGCAGAACUCUAUCUAUGUCGCAACUGUCACUUCGGCAACUGGCCUGGAUCAUCAGCCUCCUCUCAUCAUCCAUCCAAGCGGUGUUUCCGGCUCCACUCCAUUACCGGGCCCUACAACGCCUAAAGACUGCCCAUCUCCACUCCAAGACCUCGUACGCAGACCUAAUAUCGUUGGAAGCAGAGACCAGAGACAAAUUAACGUGGUGGAUCCACAAUCUCAUCGUGGAACGACUUCACGUCAGAGUUACUCGUGCGCAGACGGAGAAAUUCUCGAUCCUCCUGCGCGGGGUGCAGAGAAUAUUCUUCCGCCGGCUUCCGAGAGGCGCUCUUCUGAAAUCAAGCAGAAGGAAGAAAACGGUCUCGAGAGAGAGCGCACGUAACAAGAGGAAAGCCAGGAAGGUAAAGAGAAAGUCGGCCUCGAAAACGGCGAGGUCUAAAUCCAAUAGGGCAAACGAGGAAGCUGAGAAGCAGAAGCCGCUGAAAUGUAAUUUCUGUGAGAAAAGGUUCAACAGCCAGUCCAUCCUGGAAGCCCAUCACCGAAUCCACACCGGCAAGCUGCCCUACCCUUGUCCGCUGUGUGACGAGAGUUUCGCCAAGGCGUCGCUGCUUGCCGCGCACAGCAGCAAGCACAAGGAACGCAAACCUUACCAGUGUGACCAAUGCGACAAAAACUUUAACGACCAGACACUUUUCUUGACUCACAAGAAGACACACGAGGAAGAGACCCCUCACGAGUGCAGCGAGUGUAGCAGCGCCUUCCCCAGCCAUAGCAGCCUUCUGGCGCACGAGCAAAGCCAUCUAAAGCCCAAGCCAUACAAGUGUCGGCACUGCGAGAAGAGCUUCAACGCUGAGUCCCUGCUCGCCACUCACGAGGGGGUGCACACAGGCAACCGACCCUACAAGUGCAACCAGUGCAGCGAGAGCUACUACCUGAAAUCCCAGUUGGAGGCCCACCAGGCCGCACACUCCGUCGACAAACCCUAUCCGUGCAGCCAGUGCGAGAGGAGCUUCAAUAAGAAACAGACUCUCCUGGCGCACAUCCGAGUUCACAAUCUGCACAACAUGCUGAGGCUGAAAACUCAUAGACAGUGAGGGGCUACUGCCCAGUUGGCGCUAGGGACACGUGACCUUUUCGCCUUACCCUGUGUCCAUGCAUGCUUGUUGGUAGAGUCAGCGUCAUUGGAGCGACAUGACACAGGCCGAACUGCUUUGUGGUGUUUUUGGACGGACGGAGUUUACAGCCAUGUGCAGUGGAGCUGCACCUUAGGUUUAUGGGUCACGGCAUGGCCUACAAGAAGUAGACGUUCUCCGCGGAUCUGAUUAGCGGCGGUGCACAGCACUGUCUGCCCCCAGCGAAGGGACAGGGUGCCCCUAAGGAUUCAUGUGCGGAGAAUCCCCACUGAAAACCGCAGGCAAAUCCGUGCGGUCAGUCCAAGUGAAUGGAGAAAAUCCGGUUAGGAAAAAAAAAAAAUUGACAUGCUUUUAAAAUCCACGCGGAAAAAAAUCUGCAUCGUGUACAUUGAGAAUUUCAAAUUCUCAUAGAAUACUAUGCACAUGACCUACGGUGCGGAUUCUCCGCACGCAUAUUUGCGUGGAAAAGCCGCACGCAAUCCUGAUUGUGUGCAUUCAGCUUUAAGCUGGUGUCUGGUUUACAAAACCCUUUUUCAGUACCCUGUUAGAUAUGUGGGGAGUCCGAUUCUGGAUCUCCAGCUUUUAGCCGGAGGAGCGUGGCUCAUCUUCCUCGCGUUUAUUACAGGGACAGGCUAUUGAAUGUCGUGAGAACUGUAUGUUUCUUCAUUCCACUUGGGGUGUUACUACCGGAGAAUUGCGUAGCAGCAGGACCCCUGCUCAGCCUAUUGUUGGGGGGCUCUUCUAAUACAUGGUGAGAUCCCCUUUUAAACUGGAGACCUGAGUAAUAUGAAAUGGAUUGGCAGCAUCCUACCAGGAACUUGGCAGUAGUCCCGUCAUGUCAACGUCCAUCAGCCUGCAGUGUAAAAUAUUCAGAUGGGAAAGCCGACCGAAUUGUGAAAUACUUGACUUCAUUAGCUCUAGAUGGCGUUGUAGUAGUUCCCAUCCCCCCCUCCCAGUCACUCGGCUCAGCAUUCAUGACUAACGUGAAACACUGGGCAGAUCUUCAUGUCACUUACCAGGGUCACUUACUAUUUCACACUGGUCUCUAAUAUCUAACUCUCUGAGGGGCUCUAUACAGUAUGGGUCAAAAUAAGCAAUAAAAACUACCGCUGCAGGCGGGUUAUUGGGCUGUACAGAAUUUGUAGAAACCACACCCCCUUCUGACAUCACUUCCUGCUUUGCAUCUAUUGGCUGAAACAGCACCUUCCUUCUCUGCCCUCCCCCUGUACAGAGUAUUGAGAGAUCCAUAGUAGUGGCUUCCUUCUGUAUUUACACCAGAAAUGUGCUGGGGAAUUAUCCAGAGCGGAGACCGCUCCCCAGUAUGAUGUGCUGGGGAAUUAUCUAGAGCGGUGAGCGCUCCCCAGUAUGGUGUGCUGGGGAAUUAUCCAGAGCGGAGAGCGCUCACCAGUAUGAUGUGCUGGGGAAUUAUCCAGAGCGGAGACCGCUCCCCAGUAUGAUGUGCUGGGGAAUUAUCCAGAGCGGUGAGCGCUCCCCAGUAUGGUGUGCUGGGGAAUUAUCCAGAGCGGAGAGCGCUCACCAGUAUGAUGUGCUGGGGAAUUAUCCAGAACGGAGACCGCUCACCAGUAUAAUGUGCAGGGGAAUUGUCCAGAGCGGGGACCGCUCACCAGUAUGAUGUGCUGGGGAAUUAUCCAGAGCGGAGACCGCUCGCCAGUAUGAUGUGCUGGGGAAUUAUCCAGAGCGGAGACCGCUCACCAGUAUGAUGUGCUGGGGAAUUAUCCAGAGUGGAGACCGCUCACCAGUAUGAUGUGCUGGGGAAUUAUGCUCACCAGUAUGAUGUUUCGUGGGAAUUAUCCAGAGAGCAUAGCGGUCACCUGUAUGAUGUUUUGGGGGAAUUAUCCAGAGAGCAUAGCGGUCACCUGUAUGAUGUUUUGGGGGAAUUAUCCAGAGAGCAUAGCGGUCACCUGUAUAAUGUUUUGGAAUUAUCCAGAGCGGAGAGCGCUCACCAGUAUGAUGUAUGGGGGGGAUUAUCCAGAGCGGAGAGCGCUCACCAGUAUGAUGUGCUGGGGAAUUAUCCAGAGCGGUGAGCGCUCACCAGUAUGAUGUGUGGGGGGAUUAUCCAGAGCGGUAAGCGCUCACUAGUAUGAUGUGCUGGGGAAUUAUCCAGAGCGGAGACCGCUCACCAGUAUGAUGUGCAGAGGAAUUAUCCAGAGCGGAGAGCGCUCACCAGUAUGAUGUGUAGGGGAAUUAUCCAGAGAGGAGACCGCUCACCAGUAUAAUGUGCAGGGGAAUUCCGCUCACCUGUAUGAUGUGUGGGGGGGAUUAUCCAGAGCGGAGAGCGCUCACCUGUAUGAUGUCUGGGGGGAAUUAUCCAGAAUGGAGAACGCUCACCAGUAUGAUGUGUGUGGGGAAUUAUCCAGAAUGGAGAACGCUCACCAGUAUGAUGGGGGAUGGUGGGUAGAACAGGAAGCCUGCGAGCUGCAGCCCCAGCCAAUAGGUACACAGCGAUAGGUGGCCACUUCUGCUUCACAGCCCAGUAACGAGCAGCGGCAGUUUUGUCCUGCAGUGUGAACCCCGCAGUUCAGAUGCUUGCAUUUAAGGGGUCCCAGUAAAAGAAUUAGUGGUCCGCUUAUAUUGCAUGACCCUGGUAGCUCCAUGUUACUAAUGUGCCCGGAGUUUCACUUUUUGUCAGGAGACCUGGACAGCAGUUUGAUGGUUUCUUAUCAAGCUUAGUUUGUGCCCGAAUCUGAGACAGAGGAACGUGCGCGUCUCACGAAAAACAUAAUAAAGCCAUAUUUCUUA